CUCGGAGCUCCGACCUGAUUUACUUCCUCAUCAUUGGAUACCCAAUAUGGAUUCUCUGUCUCUCGAUCUGGGACUCACAGGCGUGAGCGUUGUUGUCACUGGCGGCGGUGGACUCAUUGGACGCGUUGUCGUCGAUCAUUUCCUCGCAGCGGGAGCAAAAGUAUCGUCGCUCGACAUCAUCCACCCGGUGGACGGCGACUUUCAGCUGGAUGCUGCACAGUCGGCUUUCAUUUCCAUCCACUGCGACGUGUCUAACGAAGACUCAGUGCGGAGGGCGUUUGCAGUUGCAACAAAGGCUUAUGGCCCGGUUGACAUCUGCAUAGCCCUAGCGUCCCUCGACCUUUCAGUCCUGGAGCCAUCUCCAUUCGCCGAUGCAUCGUUCAGUCAAUUGAACCGAGUCCUCAACGUCAAUGUUGUAGGUACUUGGCUUACAGCACGGGAAUGGAUUCGUGGCCUUCGCGAGGCUAAGCUUGAAGGCAGGACACUGAGGCAUCCAAAUCUCAUCAUCAUUGGGUCUGAAAGCGGACAUUUUGGCGAGCGACUGAAUGCCGAGUACAGCUUAGGGAAGAGUGCCGUGCAAGGAGGGUUACUCAUGUCUCUCCGAGCGGAAGUUCCAAGAGAAUAUGCAGGCGCGCGAGUCAACGUUGUUGCUCCCGGACCAGUGCAGACAGAUCGAUGGUACGAAGAGUGCGGGAGGAAUCCAGACCAAUACUAUCUGGAGGCUCAGGCGACGACCGCUCUAGCUGAGCCGAUUCCUAUUCGAGCCGUUGCAAUGACAAUCCUUUCUCUGGCCAGUCACAACUUCAGCAGUCAUGUACAUGGCCAGAUAGUCAACGUCGAUGGCGGCAAGCAGGGUAAAGUAAUGUGGACAAAAGAGGAGGUGGCUCAGCUUGAGCAACGAUAGUAUGCUUUUGAUAAACCGUAUCAGCCACGCUAUUCGCUGGGUCAUCAUCACCGAUACAAGCUUCUUUGUGCCGCUUUGAAAGCAGCACCGUGAUGUCCAUACGAGGAAUCUUUUGAGCCGAGCAAAUCAGUCUCGAGGAAUGCGCCCAAUGCUAGAACCCAGCGCGCCAAGAGCUCAGGGACCUAAAGCAGUUGACAUGGCAUUCUUCUAGCGCAGAUCCGAUUACACCGACUUUGGUCAGCUGAUAGACAGGUUGCUUGCAUGCCACUAGACGGCCUCUCCUGCGCGUACAGCUGUCUCGUUGCAUAUUAUUACUCUCCCGGCGAAAAAAAAGAAAGAAGAUGCGCCGAAUGUAUGGCCGAUGUUUUCGUCUUGGUAAACCGUCUUGCGGCUGGCUAACUUGCAUU
This is a messenger RNA of Cucurbitaria berberidis CBS 394.84, 1311 nucleotides long. Its product is annotated as NAD(P)-binding protein. The coding region runs from base 47 to 904 and encodes 285 amino acids. The transcript has 3 exons. NCBI's taxonomy places the organism in Eukaryota, Fungi, Ascomycota, Dothideomycetes, Pleosporales, Cucurbitariaceae. The record is from RefSeq and is a predicted model, not a curated record.